GCUCAAUGGAGAAGAAUUACAAGUCAGACAUGGGGAUAGGUUAGAUCCAAAGUAGUUGAACGUUGAACAACAUCCUUUUAAUUCACGUUUAAUAAAUAAAUAAAAACUCGAAAACAAAAUCAAAAAAGGAAGAAAAGAUCAUUUCGAAAUAUCAGAGAAAAAAAGAACGGGAAUGGAUCCAAAAAAUUCUCGCUUCUCGACUCAGAUCUCUCAUUUGGCUCUCGACAUCGGAGGGACUUUGAUAAAGCUUGUCUAUUUCUCUCCUAAUGGAGACAAUUGCGAAGACGGAAGCAUCGUCGUUGGUAAUGGUUGCUCCGUCGUGCAAGGGAGGCUUUGUUUCGCCAAGUUUGAGACCAGAAAGAUUGAUGAUUGCUUAGAUUUUAUUCGGUUCAAUAUCCUUCAACAUUCCGGUGUACAGCAUACGAAUGGCACAGCGCGCGAUAAGCUUUCUGUUAAGGCCACAGGUGGUGGAGCCUUUAAGUUUGCUGAUUUGUUUAAGGAGAAACUUGGGAUUGUUUUUGAUAAGGAAGAUGAGAUGCAUUCUCUUGUUUGUGGCGUCAAUUUUCUCUUAAAGACAGUGCCAAGGGAAGCAUUUACCUAUUUGGAUGGACAAAAGGAGUUUGUCCAGAUCGACCAUAAUGAUUUGUAUCCAUAUCUCCUUGUUAAUAUCGGCUCUGGCGUUAGCAUGAUCAAGGUCGAUGGAGAUGGAAAGUAUGAGAGAAUAAGUGGAACAAGCCUUGGUGGAGGCACAUUUCUAGGUCUUGGAAAGCUUUUAACAAAAUGCAAGAGUUUUGAUGAGCUGCUGGAGUUAAGCCACCAGGGUAAUAACAGAGUAAUUGACAUGCUUGUUGGUGAUAUCUACGGUGGAACAGAUUACUCAAAGAUUGGUCUCUCCUCAACGGCCAUAGCUUCCAGCUUCGGGAAAGCGAUUUCGGACGGCAAAGAGCUCGAAGAUUACCAGCCAGAAGAUGUGGCAAGAUCCCUUUUAAGAAUGAUAUCAAAUAACAUCGGUCAGAUUGCUUACUUGAAUGCACUAAGAUUUGGCCUUAAGCGUAUAUUCUUUGGUGGGUUUUUCAUCCGCGGGCUCGAGUACACCAUGGACACAAUAUCUGUUGCUGUUCAUUUCUGGUCGAGAGGUGAGGCAAAAGCAAUGUUCUUAAGACAUGAAGGGUUUCUUGGAGCUUUAGGCGCGUUCACGAGCUACAAAGAUCAGAGCCAUAGUACCGAGUUAAAACCGCAUCACCAUACUGUGGAAAGAGCAGUUCUGAAGUGUUCAGAUGAUGAUAGCUUUCGACACAUCCCAGUAACUGCUAAUGUAAAUGAUGGUGAAGCCAUUGAAUGUAGCAUCAAUCUAGUUUAGUCACUUGGUGCAGUGAUCACCUGUUGUAUUGUUAUGAAAUCAGUGUAGAAAAAGUGUCUUUUAAAGUUAUUGGUUUGAGGUCAAGAUGCGCUCAUUAAUAGUCAAUUUGUUGGCACAAGACUGUUUAUGUAAAGAUGACAUAUACAUAUAAAUCCAAGGUAACCGGUAA
Molecule: messenger RNA, 1529 nt
Organism: Brassica oleracea var. oleracea
Lineage: Eukaryota; Viridiplantae; Streptophyta; Magnoliopsida; Brassicales; Brassicaceae
Product: pantothenate kinase 1
Exons: 10
Coding region: 173-1360 (395 amino acids)
Biological process (GO): coenzyme A biosynthetic process
Cellular component (GO): nucleus; cytosol
Molecular function (GO): ATP binding; pantothenate kinase activity
Source: RefSeq, a predicted model, not a curated record